Molecule: messenger RNA, 1458 nt
Organism: Aspergillus terreus NIH2624
Lineage: Eukaryota; Fungi; Ascomycota; Eurotiomycetes; Eurotiales; Aspergillaceae
Product: fungal specific transcription factor domain-containing protein
Exons: 2
Coding region: 1-1458 (485 amino acids)
Cellular component (GO): nucleus
Source: RefSeq, a predicted model, not a curated record
AUGAAGCAGGUCAUCCAUGCCCCCAGCUUCUUGGCACAGUAUCAGCUAUGGUGGACCAAAAAGCAACCGUUGCCUGUGCGCGACGUCGAGUUUGCCGUUCUGAUCCUCCGCGUUAGUGUAUAUGCAGCUCACUUUCUCCCAUCUCCUUCGCACACGGUGGACAGUAUCGGCGGGGUCUCCCUCACUGACAUCCGCAAUACGUGCAGCGAUGUAGGCGACAGCCUCGCGCAGGCCUGCCUGGCUUUGGAUUGGAAAGGUUCGCUGUUCUCGUGCGAGGGCCGAACCGACCGAUUCUGGGAGGGUCUUGCCGUGUCCAGUCGCGCGGCACAGAAAGCGGGCAUUCACGCUGAUGCGCAUCUUCCGACCAUGGAUGGCGCACAGAACUUGGAAAAGGAGAUAGAGCGGAGGACGCUCUGCAGUCUUUACGUCCUAGACAGUCAUCUGUCCCGGCAGCUAGAUCGGGUCCCGUUUCUGCCUGACGACCUGGUGGCGAAUGCUCUUCCCCGGUUGCGUCUCGCACCAGAUAUCGGCACCGACCCCAAUGCACCGGACGUCUUCACGGAGCGGCUGAUGCAAGUACAGCUGGGUCGAUUCUGGCGAAGCUUCGGGCCGCGGCGAAAGAUCGACUAUGACCCCUUGGAGGGUGAGCAGAGAUACGAUAGGUUCUGCGCGGAAUAUCUGCCCACGCUGUCCCCUGCGUUUGCGAUCGAGCCCGAUACCCAGUGGGACGCUGAUCUGCCCAAGCUACCGAUGCAGCGACAGCUCCUGCACAUUGCCAUCUUCGAUAGUAUCUGUUGGAACUUCCGGCCGCUGCUGCUGCUCAAGUCCGCCCAGAUCGCCCGCCUCGCCCCGUAUAAACAGGUGCUACUGCAGUCGCAGAAAAGGCGGCUAGCUCUGGCAGCCCUCAAGGUUCUGGAGGCCGUAACAGCACUGCACACCAUGUUUGGCGGCUCCCAUACACGCUUUGCCGCCAUCAUAUUCAACACCUUUGAGGCUGCAGUGCUGCUUCUCGGUCUCUGCUGUCACGGGGACUGCAUCUUUGGCCAUGCGGAGGAAAGCACUGUGCUUUUGGGCGUUAAAGCGGGACGCUUGACGCGCCACAGGGCCCUUCAGGCGGCAGAGCAGGCGCUCCGUCGGCUGCAGAUGCUCGCUGGCGUCAGCUAUAUGGCCGCGUCCGGGGCGCAUGUAGUAACCCAGCUCUUCGUCAAGGCCACGCAAGAACCGGCAUCCGAGCCGCUGAUACCGAUGGCGUCCAGUGAGACCUCAUCUUUGCCGGGUUCGUUGCUGAACCUGCUGGGUCUGGAUGACUACGCCGGAGACAACACGUCCGCCGAGCACGAGGAUCCUAGUUGGGUGUCCGAGACAAUUCCCACAAUGGCCCGGGACGAAUGGAAUUCGUUAUUGCAGGAGUCGGGGCAGGGCUUUGCCACAGCUUGGGUUGCUGGUGAUCCCCUGUAG